Molecule: messenger RNA, 2413 nt
Organism: Spodoptera litura
Lineage: Eukaryota; Metazoa; Arthropoda; Insecta; Lepidoptera; Noctuidae
Source: RefSeq, a predicted model, not a curated record
UCGCAAGUUAUAAUAAUCUAAGUUUGUGUUCCAGUGUCUCAAGUUGACGUGAAUCAAAUCAGUUUUAAACAUAAACGAUUUGUUCGAAGUUUUAAUUUAAUGGUGUCUAUUGCAAUACAGAGUGUGGUUUCGACCAUCUAAUGUGAAUUUUGCACGUGCAUAUUAUUUUUAUUGAAUUGGCCAUUUCAGUGAAGUAAGGAGUCAAGAUGAACAAAGAAGAGCCGAAGUUUAACAGAUGUUGUUUCUGUUUCCCACUGCGAUACGGCUUGUUGGUGUGGGCCAAUGUGAAAAUUUCAGUAGCAGCGUUCUUCAUAACUACAACAUCAUAUGCCUUACUCAGCCUAUGUAUGAUGUACUCUACGUAUGGGAGUGAAGAGAUGAGGUCGCGUUUCCACAGAGAUGUCGCUCUAACUAGUGUGGGCCUCGCUUUCUUUAUACUGGACUUCAUCGGAAAUAUUGUCUUUAUUAUUGGAGGGUACAAGAAAAAUAUAAGGCUGAUACGAUUCUUCUACUACUACAGUAUAGCGGUGUGGGUGUUUAGUAUAUUAGUGACUGCUUUGGCCAUCAGCUUUUCAAUCGAGGGCUGGUUAGCCAGGUACCUGCUGAUGAAGAUCUAUAUCGUUCACAUACUAAACUACUUUGGUUACUUCGCCAUUAUAGUUGUUCAAACUUACUUCUUACUACUACUAAAGAGUGAGAUUAUAAAAUUAAAUAAUGAUGCGUGCGAUCGCGAUAUCAAGUUUGAAAAGAACUCAACUCCAACAAAACGUAUGAGAAAACGAGACGAUACCGUGGCGGGAAGUGACUCGGAUUCAGUUGAGUCAGAAGUCGUAUACUGUGCCCUUUACAAAUUACUGAUAAUUGUACCUCUCCCCACUAAGUGCAAAAGCGAUUGCAUUUGGAAAUUAGCUAAAAUGGCUGAGCUGCCAGUGUUUAAAAAAUGUUGUUUUUGUAUACCUUUACGGUAUGGCCUGCUAACAUGGGGGUAUCUGAAAUUGGGCAUAGCAACGAUAAUUCUGAUCAUGUUCCUAGUUAUCUUGUCACAGAUACCAGUAAACUACAAGAAAGAUUUCAACAUUGUUAUAAUAAUAGUUGUGUUACUAAUGAUCGAGGUGGCAAUCCAUUGUGGAUUCAUUGUUGGAGCCCAUAAGAAAGUUGUGAAGAUCUUUAGACUUUACUUCUACUACGCUCUGUUCAUGUGGGCUGUGACUAUGAUGGCAGCAGUGGUCGCAACUGGUUUACUCUCUGUCACCUUGUACUUAAGAAAAGAUUCCAGUCGUGAAAUUAUCAUCUUUACCUUGAAUAUCGUAGGAUUCGCGCUGUCCAUUGCCAUCCAGACUUUCCUGCUUCUGGCUCUGCGGAGUGAAAUCAUCAAGCUUCGAAGUAACUGUCCGUAUAGAUUCGUUAAGGAUGACAAUGAGCCUGAAGGUACAAUCACUCCCGUUAGCCAAACUAUAGAUAUCACAUCAUCUAUCAGUACGGAGCCUAUACAUGAAAAAAUGGCAUUUUAGAGGAAAAUUAAUGUUUUAGACCAGAAGCUUUUGACACAUCAACGAUAAAUUAAACUGUCAAACACCAAGCGGUCACCGGUGACCGCAACCUAUUGUUCUAUAAUUGUGUCUAAAAAACCGGUACUCGACGAGUUAAAACGUAUCCAGAACUUCUUGGUCGUUUGUAAUGAUAAAUUAAAAAAAGGAAUUGAUAUGUGUUGAAUAAUUAGAGGACUGACGUAACUGUUCGAGGGAGAUCGACUAGUUUCAUGCCACACUCGAAUUCAGACCUUAUUAAAGACGUCGAGGGUACGUUUUUGUUUAGCAUGGUGGUCUAAAGGCUAAAAGUAUAGUCAACCAUUAAGUAAGUUAAGCAAAAAGAAGUUAUUUUUUUUAUUUUUACUUUCGGACCCAGUCUGAUUUGAAUUUCAAUUAAUUUAAUCAUCUGAACAUGCCUUUUUAUAGAAAGAAAAAUAGUACAUUAUAUUAUAGACCUUUAUUCUUACAUGAUAAGAUUGACUAUUCCUCGUUAAGUGCCUACAUAAAUGUACAUUAUUUUGCAAAUAUUGUGCCUUAGUCGCAAAGUAGGUAUGUGCUAAUUAUAAAUUAAACAUGUGUUUUUACUAGGUUAAUAAUUGUAUAAAUAAUUAAAUAUGUAUUUUUUAUAUGUUGUUAUUUACAAGUUAAUAUUAAGGUGCGUCUAGAUUUCACGAAUGCUUGCUUAUAGCGGCUAGUGAAAAAUAGUUAGUAAAAAUUGUAUUGCGCUUCAUUAAAUAAGUAAAUAAAAAUUGAAUUAAAUUGUAUUUUCAAAAUGGCGGGCUUUGUGAGAAAACUUGAUGUUAAGAUGAGAUCAAUUAUUAUAAUUAUGCAAGUACAUAAUACCUAUUAUUUUAUAUUCAACUAGCGACCCGCCCCGGCUUCGC